This is a messenger RNA of Paramacrobiotus metropolitanus, 1031 nucleotides long. RefSeq names its product synaptotagmin-1-like. The transcript has 6 exons. Lineage: Eukaryota; Metazoa; Tardigrada; Eutardigrada; Parachela; Macrobiotidae. The record is from RefSeq and is a predicted model, not a curated record. Bases 191 to 931 code for a protein of 246 amino acids.
UCAACUCUUAAAAAUAGUCAUUACAUGGGCAACGUUAAGCUUGAACGCGGUCUCUCCUGUUUUAUAUUUCAUACUUAUUCCUUAAUUCCUGUCUUAUAUUCCUGAUUUUUGCUGUACCCGCAGCAAGUUCUCGUGGAGUGUGGACUAAAAGACAAAAUCUGGAAGUGUCAAGACGAACGUCCGUUGAAAGAUGGUUAACAUGUGCUUAGUAACAAUGCUGGCGGGAGCCGCUGUGGGCGGGGCGCUUUCCGCCGUCUUCUGCCUUAUCCUCCUAGCCAUCACGUGCUGCUGCGUCCGGUACUGUAAAAAGCGCCGCGCGAAGGGCAAGCACGUCAAGAAAGGACCCAAUGGCGUCCUCGAUCUGGAGAGUGCGCAAGUGUUUGGUAAAACCAUGAAGGAAGAGGCUGGCACGGAGCAUCUGGUUCUGGAAGCCGAAAAGAUGGCGCCCAAGGAGGAGGAGUUCAAGUGCAAGUUCGAGCUGAACAAAAACUUAAAUUCGAUGGAGUCGACAACAUCUAGCGGUCAUCAUCCGGUUACCGGUGAUAUCCUCUUCCGCAUGACGUACGAACGCUGCACUCUCACGCUGUACGUGCUAAAAGCGCGCAAUCUGAAAGCGGCCCAUGACGCUGGGUACUCCGAUCCCUUCUGCAAGAUUCACGUGGUGCCUGGACGAGCGGAGUACAAGUAUCGCACGCGGCACAUCAAGCAGAAUCUGAAUCCGGAAUGGAAAGAGACCUUCACGUUCCCGGGCAUCGAUCCCAACGAGAUCCACCACAAGAAAAUCCAGAUUGUCGUGUGGGAUUGGAAUCGGCCGUCGGACGAUUUCCUCGGCGAGGUCAUUGUGGAUCUUUCCGAUCCCAUCCACCUGGAUGGCACCCAGCGUUGGUAUCAGCUAUGGGAGCGCCGUGCCAUGGCAACCGAGGAACUGUAGCAUCUGCCAAUGCCAUAGCACCACACUGGUGUUGAGUUGAUUUACUGGUUUAUACGAAAAGCGCUAGUCCACUGCUUAUUGUUAUCGUACAGUGCAUAUG